Paramecium tetraurelia is the source of this 480-nucleotide messenger RNA. RefSeq lists its product as uncharacterized. The record is from RefSeq and is a predicted model, not a curated record. The transcript has a single exon. Lineage: Eukaryota; Ciliophora; Oligohymenophorea; Peniculida; Parameciidae. Gene Ontology annotation, molecular function: protein binding.
AUGAUGAUUCAUUUGUUGGACAUCAAGACACGCAUUACUUGUUUGGCUCUGGAUGGUAAAAUCCUAUUUAGUGGUUCUCAUGAUAAAACGAUAAGAUUAUGGAAUCUCAAUAAUAAUUAAGCACUGACUUAUUUUUCAGGAUUAGACCAUCCCAUUUAAAAAUUGUUAGUCAUUCCUGAAACUGGAUAUUUAGUUAGCAUAGGAACUGGGUUACUUCUUACUUGGGAUUAUCCAAAUAAAAAGGUCAUAUCUAAAUUUACAAAACCUGAAACAUUUAAAUGUAUAGCCUAUUUGGAUAGAGCAUUGUUUAUUGGAACAGAAGAAAACAAUAUUCAUAGUUAUACUUAAGAGAACAAUUUCGAAGACACAGACAAUUAAUAUUAGAUGAUCGAUGUUAAUUAAGAGAUAGAUGACGAUUAUAUGAAAAAGAUUAUAGAAUAAAACUAAUAAAUAUUACAAGAAUUUCAAUAAUAAUAAUGA